UGAAACUGCAAAUACUUUUUUGUUGUUUUGCUUUUGCGAUUUUUGUUUUAUUUAGUUGUUUAGUUAAAUAAGUUGAUUUUACUCUAAAAAUGGCAAAUGCAGAUCCGGUAGACAUCGUUGCUAUAAAUUCGGACGAUGACGACGAUCCAGUCACAGACAAGCCAAUCAUACAACUCUUUAAACGGUUGAUUGACAACGACAACAAGCAAAACACUGUUCUUACAAAUGCCCAAAUAGUUGACAUACUCGACAAAGAGUUUGCUAUCAACCUGUGGGACAUCCACGAGCUGGAAGGUGAAAUCUAUCUUACCAUAGUGAAGAAAUACUUAAAAGACUGGCCAGAAUGGGACAACUUUGACAGAAACAUCAACUCACUGAAAGCCCGGCGCAAUAAGAGUGUCUUAGACGAAAUGUUAGAAACAAAUUAUGUCAACCUUAAAAAAUAUCUAACGGAAACUUUGGAACGGGCUAAGGUUUUGGCUAAAAGCACUGUCGAUAAACUAGUUGAAGACAAAGCGAACGAAUCUAAAGGCUGUAGCAGUAAGACUGACAAUAUUGUUCUAGAAAUUAAAUGCUCUAGGAAUCAGCUUAACCAACUGUUUUUCAGGCGACCGAAUCCAGCGUUGAACGAUUCAAUUUUCAAUGGAGCAGAACCAGAGCCAACACAAAUAAAACUGAACACAUUACCAUUAGAAGCAAUACUGAAUUGGUGGGACGUUAGAAUAUCCAUAUUAAAAGGCACGACAGUCUUCUAUGAUCGUUCAACGGCUCACCAAUUAAACCAUACGCUCAUCAACAAAAACCUAAUGGCUCGAUUCAACCCUCUAAAAACUCUGCCUCAAGAAAUCCAAACCGCUCGCUCUAACAAAGGGAUACUAACACCUUUGGAACAGUAUAUCGCUACCGUUCAAGUGUUGAUGAAAGAAAAUCCGUCUUUAAUCCCAUUACUCAAAUUCGUGAGGAAAGAUUUGCGGUUGAUGCCAGAGAAAGUUCUACUCAGGUUGACGUACCGUCGAUACACAAACAAGUAUCCAUAUAUUAGAUAUUUGUAUACGGAAGUCAAAAAUCCAGAUAUAAAUUCAAGGAUAUACGAUUUGCAGUUGGAGGAAACAGUGUCACCCAUGUACAGGGUGUUCUUAGGGUCUCCGUCGAUAACUAAUCCCACUAUAGAGGUGGGUUGUACACCGUGCCAGCGCAAAUUCAUUGGCACGGAUUUGAUGGAACAACUGAAAGCACAUUUCGAGGAAUGGCAUGCCAAUGAACCUGAUUGGAAGUGUACUAACUGUGGCAAAACUUUCCCCAUGCCAACGCUUGCCAGUACUUGGUGGACUCAUAAAUGUUAAAGAACAACAGAGUCCUUUUCAUGAAAGAAGUCCCGCGAUUUCUUUCAUGAAAAGGACUAUACAUAGAUUUCUGAUAGUACAUGUAUCAAUGUUUUGUCAAUAUAAGUUGAAAAAAAACAUACAUACAGCCGAACAUAGAACCUCCUCCUUUUUGGAAGUUGGUUAAAAAUAAAG
Bicyclus anynana (squinting bush brown) is the source of this 1517-nucleotide messenger RNA. RefSeq lists its product as uncharacterized. The coding region runs from base 90 to 1343 and encodes 417 amino acids. Lineage: Eukaryota; Metazoa; Arthropoda; Insecta; Lepidoptera; Nymphalidae. The transcript is spliced from 2 exons. The record is from RefSeq and is a predicted model, not a curated record.